Anopheles gambiae (African malaria mosquito) is the source of this 858-nucleotide messenger RNA. RefSeq names its product succinate dehydrogenase assembly factor 2, mitochondrial. Gene Ontology annotation, biological process: protein-FAD linkage; mitochondrial respiratory chain complex II assembly; mitochondrial electron transport, succinate to ubiquinone. The transcript is spliced from 3 exons. The record is from RefSeq and is a predicted model, not a curated record. Lineage: Eukaryota; Metazoa; Arthropoda; Insecta; Diptera; Culicidae. The coding region runs from base 311 to 808 and encodes 165 amino acids. Gene Ontology annotation, cellular component: mitochondrion.
UAAAAGCAAAUUAUUAAAAAUGAUCAUUGCUUAUUAAUGCAAUGCAAAAUAAAAAGGCAUUUCUGAAGAUAUUAAUAUAAAUUUAACACAGAAAAGAGGAUAAAUUUACUUAAAAAUCCUUUCGUGAAAAAUUACCCAAUUUUUGGGUUAUUUUUGUCACCGACAUCGAAAUGUCAAAUUUUGCGCAACGGGGAGCGAUUCGUGCUCAACCUCUCAGCCGAGCUGUCAAAUGUUUGUUUAUCUGGCUGGCGCUUCGCACACGCACGGUUCGUUUAUAUAAUUAUUCCUGCAAAAAAUACGCAAUUUCGCAAUGUUUCGCAUUCCGGCUCUGCGCUUCAUUAACCGUGCGGUGGUGGUGAAUGGACAGGCUGGUCGGUUUAUCGCCACCGGAGCACCGGUCUGCAACUCGACCGACGGUGGCUACCGUCCACCGACACCGAUGAUUGACCUGGAGGACAAAUCGCUCCCCAUUCCCGAGUACAAGCAGAAGAAAAAUGAACCGCUGCAGCUGCAAAAGUCACGCCUACUGUAUCAGUCGCGCAAACGUGGUAUGCUCGAGAACGGCCUGCUGCUCAGCACGUUCGCCGCCAAGUAUCUGGCGGAGAUGAGCCCCGCCCAGACGAAGCUGUACGAUCAGCUGAUCAACCUGCCGUCGAACGACUGGGACAUCUUCUACUGGGCGACGGGCGUGAAGCCGACGCCGAAAGAGUACGACAACGAGGUGAUGAACAUGCUGAAAAAUCACGUCAAGAACAACGACCGCGAACAGCGGUUCAUGCAGCCCGACCUGUACGCCAAAGCGAACUGAAAAGCCUGUUGUCUGUUAAUCAAUAAGAAAGUAUUUAUUUGCCUCCCAAA